GGAAAAAGUAACGCUGCUUUUUAAACGACAGUUCCCGUCUCCGGUACAAAAUAGUUACGAUGUUAGAUACUCAAAGACCGUCUAAUGCGUCCCAGCGAAGCGGCGGGGCCUGUGUGAGAGCCAGCAAUACAGCAGGUACUGCGCGAGGGGGCAUCUGAACACAGGGCUGUUUGUGUCUGGGGAAGGGGGGGCCGCCGGCUCCCAUCCGCACUGCCUUACUCCGAAGGUCAGGGGCUCCCGGCAUGGGAAGUGAAGGAUUUUGUGUUCCCGGACUGGAGAGAGGACCGGCAGCGGCUGGAGACAGGAUGAGAGGUUAUGAAGACAGCAUGGAGUUUCCAGACCACAGCAGACAUUUGCUACAGUGUCUGAGUGAGCAGAGGCACCAAGGCUUCCUGUGCGACUCCACCGUGCUAGUCGGCGAUGCCCAGUUCCGGGCCCACCGUGCCGUGCUGGCAUCCUGCAGCAUGUACUUCCACCUCUUUUACAAGGACCAGCUGGACAAAAGGGACAUUGUUCAUCUGAACAGCGACAUUGUCACGGCGCCGGCCUUUGCGCUCCUGCUCGAAUUCAUGUACGAGGGGAAGCUUCAGUUCAAAGCGCUGCCCGUGGAGGACGUGCUGGCCGCCGCCAGCUACCUCCACAUGUAUGACAUCGUCAAGGUCUGCAAGAAGAAGCUGAAGCAGAAGGCCACGGCUGAGGCAGACAGCACGCGGCGCGAGGAGGAUGCCUCCAGCUGCUCCGAUAAGGUGGAGAGCUUCUCGGAGGGCAGCACGGGCCACCCGGCCGCCGGAGACCUACUGCCCAGUGACGACGAGGACCUGGACGCCAAGAGGGACCCACUGCAUGAGCCGGGCAGCAUGUGGAUGCGGCUGCCUUCUGACCCCGCCGGGACUCCGGGGGGCACCCGCAGCGGGGAGGCGGAGACGCACACAGCGGAUGCGGGGAAACCGUCACCCGCCGGAAGCCCGUGCAGCUCCGCCGGCUCCCUGUCCCGCCGCUCGGCCUCUUCCCACGGGGCUGCCGCGGACGCCGACUGCGCCUUGGACCUCUCGGUGAAGUCCAGCCUGGCUGGGACUCCCGGAGAGGCGGUGGCUGCCGGCACCGGCACCCCAAGUAACCCUUACUACUGCGGUGCGCCGGCCUCCGACGGCCUCCCAGGCGGCCUGGUGCAGGUGAAGGUGGAGAAGGACACGGGCUCCGACGACGAGGAGCUGGCCAGCGGAGACUACGAGAUGGACCACAGUGGUGUCAAGGAGCCGCCGCCCAGCACCAACGGUGCCACCGGCACUCACCGCAGGCUGGGCUACGAGGCGCACCUUUCGGCGUUGCGCGACUCCUCGCUGGCCGGUGAGCUGGAGCGGGAGGACAAGGCCAGCGAGGACGACGAGAUGCUGAGCCCCGAGAGCGAGCGGGCGCAGGCUGAGGCCGCCGCCAUCGACGGCUCCCUGCUGCCCUAUGUCUCCAACAUGCUGGGAGCCCCCCAUGGUCAGAUUUUCAUGUGUCCCCUGUGCAGUAAGGUCUUCCCCAGCCCCCAUAUCCUCCAGAUCCACCUCAGCACGCACUUCCGCGAGCAGGAGGGAGUGCGUUCCAAGCCGGCCGGCGACGUCAACGUGCCCACCUGCUCCAUCUGCGGCAAGACUUUCUCCUGCAUGUACACGCUGAAGCGGCACGAGCGGACUCACUCCGGCGAGAAGCCCUACACCUGCGCCACGUGCGGCAAGAGCUUCCAGUACUCGCACAACCUGAGCCGGCACGCCGUGGUGCACACGCGCGAGAAGCCGCACGCCUGCAAGUGGUGCGAGCGCCGCUUCACGCAGUCCGGGGACCUCUACCGACACAUCCGCAAGUUCCACUGCGAACUGGUCAACUCGCUCUCUGUCAAAAGCGAGGCCCUCAACCUGCCCAACGUGCGGGACUGGGCUCUCGAGGACAGCUCUCAGGAACUGUGGAAAUGAACAGCAGAAGACAAGUGACAGGAAAAAAGCAACAAAAAAAGACUCUUUUUUUUGAGUUCUAGAGAAAUCUGAAUUACGUUACCUGGCAGAGAGGUAAGGGAAUGGGGCUCGGGAUGUGGGACGGCCAGAGGUCAGCGGUAGAGUCUAAAUCAGUCAUGUUUCUCGUCCUUUUCGGCGCAAACCUUGCUAAACUGCACUUUAGUAGCACAUCGAAAAUGUUACUGCUGAUGUUUAUUUCCUGUUAUUUAAUUCUAUAAUUGUAUAUUGUUCCCUUAAAGUGACUGGAAUUUUUUUUCAGGUUUUGUACAGAAACACAGACUCAAGAGGCUGGUGUCAAUAAUUGUUGUUUUUUUUUUUUUGUUAAACACAUAUAUUUAGUUUCCUUUCUUUUUCCUUUGAGACCAGAGUAUAAUGCAUCCAAGACUUUAUGUGCUCUUGAGCUCUCUGUUGGCAAAUUUAUUUGUAAAACUGCAAAUUCUUCACACCAUUUUCAAGAUCGCAAAUAACACACUGGAGAGAGAAAAAAAAAAAAGAUUUAAAUACACUAAACGGGUACUGUGAACGUAAAUACACAGCAGAGCACAUAUCCAGCGUAUGUGCACAUAUCUGUGUGUGUACUGUGCACUACUGUACUUUCCUUGGCAUUUCUCAUACCUGGUGAUCUUCAGUUAUAUUUUGGAAAGAAGCCUGGUUGCUGACAGAUAAAACACUUCCAUUACUGAACGUAAGGCUUUUUUUUGUAUGUAAAGUAGGAAACUUGACUGAUGAAAGACAAUAUGGUAAUCAUGCAAUGUACAGCAUCCUUUUUUGACAAUUUUAAAUCUUUUUUUUAUUCUUUAUAAUUAUGAUAAACCGACUUUGCUUUUACUUGCAUAGUUACCGUCGUUAGACAUAUCCCUUGUAAAACUAAAAAAAAAAUCUUAUGUUGACUGUAUAGAUUUCUAUAGUGAUUAAGGAGAUAUUUUUCUGUCUCAAAAAUGGGAUCUGUUGUUGCAUGAAGUCCAAGCUGUAUAAUAAAACAUGUGAAUUGCUGUAUUACUGUAAACUGUAAUUGAUCAGAUACCAGACAGACUGUGCCAAUAUUCCCAGGUUCAGUCUGUUAAAAUCGUAAAUGUAACAGCUAUGGAAAAAUGCAUGAAUUUGAUUUAUUUUAAGAUUUUUUUGUUGUUGUUUUGCAUCUGGAGAGUGUGUUUUAAAUUAAUUGAUUAUUUUAAUUUCAGGGUAAAAUAGAAUUUUUUCCCCUUUUCUUUAUUAUGUGGUUUUGAGCUCCUAUGGAUUGAUCUGUGGGACAGAGAAGAUUUUGUACAAAUGCACUGUUAAGUUUUAAGUAUGUGUAGAAUUGUACCAGUUUGCGACCUCCGUCUGACAGAUCCUCAGUGUAGGGGACACGCUAGCACUGGCUUAUCCUUUCGAAGACUUAUCAGUCUGUCAAGCUCUGCAUUGCUAGACUGUCAUGAGUUCAGGUCCGCAUCUGCUGUCUAUAUCAAAACAAGGAUUGACCUUUUCCUUUUUUUUUUUAAUCUCAUAUUUAAAAAGUAAGCUGUCUGCUUUGUCAGUAAUUUAUUUAUUUAUGUUUUGAUUUGGCACUUGCUGCGAACUUGAAAAGCUGAGGUCUUUUUUCUUUAGAAAAACUCACCUGCACGAGCCUGAAUACACCUGAAGUUAUUUCACGCAAACAGCAGAAAAAAAGAAGUCUGUGAAAUCUAAUUUUGUCACACUCCCAUGCAUCUGUAUGUGUCUGCGAACAUGAGUGUUCCCACGCAAGCAUUGCGGACUUCUCCCUCAUAGAUAUAUGCAGGCACACACCUGGCAUUCAAGAGACCACACUUAACCAGAACACACUUGGAAUAAUUGAUUUUUUUCCCUCUUGUAUUAAAUUCAACCUCAUUUAGAUGUCUCUUUAGGUAUGGGAGUCCUUUAUGGAAACAAAAAUAUCUUUGCUCCAAAGCCCUUGGGCUUGUUAAUACAUCAGAGAAAAUCUUUACAAUAACAGAAGGCAGAAUUAUCUUUAGCGAUUUUGUGUUUCAAUUGGACACAAAUGUUUUGUAAAGGAUUAUUUUCAAAGAACUGCUUCCUGUUGGGGGGGGGGGGAGAAAUGGUGCUAACAAAACUGUAUAAAAUGGCUCGACAUGUGGCUUUCGCGUUUUUGUGCUUUCGUGAACGUUCACAGUCGAUAUUCCCUUCAGCGAAACUGUCCGCAAUUUUCCUGAGAAAUUCCAAGACGCAUUAAGGCCACACAGCCUGGAUCAUACUUGCUCUCGCUCGCUCUCUAUCUCUCUCUCUUUCUGUCUCUCUCUCUCUUUCUCUCUCCCUUUCUUUCUUUCUCUCUCUCUCUGGGAGAAAAGGGAAAAAAACAACUAUUUAAACAUAAAUAAAUAGAAAAUCCCUGCCCUAGGUUGAGAGGUGAAAGACGAAAUGCUAAAGCUUUGGCUUGACAGGAGGUCCCUUGUACGCACGAGAGGUGCUGGGCUCUGUACUACUGCUGGAAUGACUGGCUAGUCCUUCCAUGCUCAGGGGGUUGGUUUACUCUGCAGAGCAUGUGAGAGCUACAUCAGCUGGUGAAGGCCACACUCCGUACACGUUGCACAUGGCAAUUAGCAUUUUGCACAGUGGUAAUUCUCCCCCAUUUGCACUCACCAGUAAUUUGUAUGGAAUAUCAUGGAAAAAACAUCAUCUGUGGUUUAGUUCUUGUUUUUUUUUUAAGCUUACUUUUUCUUAAUUGUACUUGACCGCCUUAAACUACUGUAAACAGCUUGUUUUUGUUCUGAAGGUUAUUACUGGCAUCAAAUUGUGUAUUACUGGACUGUUUUAUUUGAUAUUUUCCUUAACAAAAGAAAGCUGUGAAAAAAUAACCUGUUAAGCAUCUCCAUUUAUCUUUGGUGACUUGAAAACAGGAAAGGUCUGGUGUAAAAUAAAAAAUGAAAAAAUAAUUAAAAAAAAAAGAAAAAAGGUUGAAAUGUAGGGGACACUGUAAAGAGGAAAGGGAGAAUGAAAAUAAUUGUCAGAAAAAGACAAUCACUGUCUGAAAAGAAGCUGAUUUAAUUCAGAAUACUCACUUUUAUUGGCCAUCCCUCUGAAGUGUUGUUCCAUUGACAUUGUUCAUUGUUUAUUUUUUGGAUGUAGACAUUUAGCUUUGACAAUCAUAGUAUGUUUUAUUUUCUCAAGGGGAGUAAUUUAUGAGCCUGUUUAGUUUUGUACUUUUUGGUGUGCUGUUGGUGAAAUUUUUAAAUUGUGUGCUAACUGCAAUAAAUUAUAAGAACCUGAAACCUCA
Messenger RNA from Paramormyrops kingsleyae, 5226 nucleotides. RefSeq names its product zinc finger and BTB domain-containing protein 18. The record is from RefSeq and is a predicted model, not a curated record. Gene Ontology annotation, biological process: regulation of transcription by RNA polymerase II. Gene Ontology annotation, molecular function: DNA-binding transcription factor activity, RNA polymerase II-specific; protein binding. NCBI's taxonomy places the organism in Eukaryota, Metazoa, Chordata, Actinopteri, Osteoglossiformes, Mormyridae. Gene Ontology annotation, cellular component: nucleus.